This is a messenger RNA of Microtus oregoni (creeping vole), 3767 nucleotides long. It is a transcript of the gene Raver2, whose product is annotated as ribonucleoprotein, PTB binding 2. Gene Ontology annotation, cellular component: ribonucleoprotein complex; cytosol. The record is from RefSeq and is a predicted model, not a curated record. The coding region runs from base 132 to 2153 and encodes 673 amino acids. The transcript has 12 exons. Gene Ontology annotation, molecular function: mRNA binding. Lineage: Eukaryota; Metazoa; Chordata; Mammalia; Rodentia; Cricetidae.
GGCGGCUGCGGCGCCUCCCCCGCCCGCGCGCCCUUGCUCCGCGUCCGGCCCGCCUCGCCCCCGCGCGGCCUCUCCGCUUUCUCUCCCGCUUCGCUCCGGCCUCGCCGAGUCUGCAGCGGGGCGCCGGGAAGAUGGCGGCGAGGGGAGGCAGCGCGGGGGGCGCGGGCCUGGGAUCCGGACCCUCUGCUGGGACGGCGGGGGAGGCCGCGGAGCCCGCGCUGCGCCCGGGAGAGGUGGCCGCGCUGCACCCCCAGGAGGUAGCCGCGCGGCUGCAGCGGAUGCGGAGGGAGCUGAGCAACCGGCGGAAAAUCCUGGUGAAAAACCUGCCCCAGGACAGCAGCUCCCAGGAGGUUCAUGAGCUAUUCCAAGACUACGAGCUAAAGUACUGCUAUGUGGACAGGAAUAAGCGAACAGCUUUUGUGACCUUAUUGAACGGGGAGCAGGCGCAGAGCGCGAUUCGGAGGUUCCAUCAGUUUUCCUUUCGAGGCCGAGAGCUGGUAGUGCAGCUGCAGCCCACAGACGCCCUCCUGUGCAUCACCAACCUGCCCGUCUCUUUCACGCUGGAAGAGUUUGAAGAACUCGUCCGCGCGUACGGGAACAUCGAGAGGUGUUUUUUGGUCUACAGCGAAGUUACCGGCCACUCCAAGGGCUACGGGUUUGUGGAGUACAUGAAAAAGGACUUCGCUGCCAAGGCCAGACUGGAGCUGCUGGGCCGGCAGAUGGGGGCCUCGGCACUCUUCGCACAGUGGAUGGAUGUCAACCUCUUGGCCUCCGAGCUCAUCCAUUCUAAGUGCCUUUGUAUAGAUAAACUGCCCAGUGACUACAGGGAUUCCGAAGAGCUCUUGCAACUUUUCUCUGGCAUCCAUAGGCCUGUGUUUUGCCAGCUUGCACAGGAUGAAGGCGGUCAUGGUGGUAGCUUCGCGGUGGUUGAAUAUAGCACAGCGGAGCAUGCCGAAGAGGUUCAGCAGGUGGCAGAUGGCAUUACCGUCAAGGGGAGCCAAGUCCAGCUAUCCUUCUGUGCCCCGGGAGCGCCGGGACGAAGCACUCUGGCAGCCCUCAUAGCGGCUCAGCGCGUGAUGAACAGCAGCCAAAAGGGAUUGCUGCCAGAGCCGAAUCCGGUACAGAUUAUGAAAAGUUUGAACAAUCCUGCCAUGCUCCAAGUUCUUCUGCAGCCCCAGCUGUGCGGACGAGCAGUUAAACCAGUUCUUGGAGUCGCACCCAGCUUGUCUCAUCUGCUGAGCCCAUCCCUCCCCUCCGCGCUGCUGCACUUCAGUAAAGCACAACAGAGCUCGGUUGUGGGUAGUGCGUCCCCCUUGCUCCUCCAGGCUCUGUCUCACCUCCCUUUGGUCCAGCAGCAGCUGAUGAAGUUUGAUAGCGCCCACACUAAUAAUAAGCCUGGCUUGCUUGGAGAGCCCCCCGCCAUGGUGCUGCAGCCCGCGCUGGCAAUAGGGCCACCACUCUCCCUGAAGACGGACCUGGGACACCAUGGAGACACGCACAAAACAUCUACUCUGGUUCCAACACAAACGACACUGGCAGCCGGCCUGGGCAUGCUGCCAUUCUUCCCACACCAGCUCACUGCCGGACAAGCCGGGCCAGGCCGUGGGACCACUCAGGAGAAGCAGUCCGCCUCAGCGAGCAUCACUGAAGCUAGUUUCUCAGGGCCGCAGCAGUAUCUGCAGACCUUCCCAGGCCUGCCCACUGGAGGCCCACUGUCAGGCCACCAGAAGACACAGCAGAGCCCAGCAAAAGGCCCGGAGGCUGCCUCUAAGAAUCAGACUUCACUCUUGGGAGAACCACCCAGAGAAAUUCGGCUCAGUAAAAAUCCGUAUUUGAAUCUGGCGAGUGUGUUACCCAGUAUGUGCCUAGCCACUGCAAGUAAAGGCACGCCACACAAGACUGGAAUCGCAAGCAACAUUCUGGAUGCAAUCUCUCAGGGAAGCGAGUCCCAGCAUGUCCUGGAGAAAUGCAUCACUUACUCGCCACCUUUCGAGGAUUAUGCCCAGGUAUCAUCUUUGAGAAAUGAGAAGCGAGGCUCCUCCUAUCUCAUCUCUGUCCCAGAAGGGGGUCCAGUAGAACUCGCUGGCCAGCACCCUCAGGACACAGGAGUGAACUACACAGAAACCUACUUGAAAAAGAAGCGUGUGUACUGAGCUCCGUGUCUCCUGCCCACUGCUGCGGUCCUCUGCAGUGUCUGCUGCUCAUCGCUGCCUUAACUUCAUUCACACUAGCCAUAUCCUUUCGAUACGGGUUUCUGACUUCCCAGAAUGAACUGUCAUGCAGCAGGCAGAUCAGCCAAAUACGCAACUAGCAAUAAGAAACAUCACUGGUCGGAGGGCAUUUUCCACUAGCAUUAGAUGUGUCUUAAUCCCUAUGACAACAGCUCAGCUCACUGGAGAAUCAGCAUUCCAAUAGUCCUUGAUUUGGGCCUGGGAACAAUUUUGACAUCAUAAAGUCUGAAGCAAUAAAUGGGAAACAGUGUUUUGUUUCCUUAGCCUUAGAAUGAAUUUCUUAAAAGCCAAUGUGCUUUACCUUACUCUCCCUAAGAACAAUCUCAUCCACAGUCUUGAAGGACCUUUCCUCAAACUGCAAAGGUGCUGGUACGGCCAGACAGAUGCUUGUCAUGCAAACCCCAUUAGCUCGACACCAGUCACAAAAUACCAACCCAGUGGCAGAGUGACGUCAUUUCAGAUGCUUGACUUCCAAGGUGUCAUUUACCACUUACACCUUUUGUGGAAAACAGUACUACAAGGUUAGUGAAGUACACACCAGGGCCAUGUGUAGUCCAUGCUGCCCAUGAAUCAGUGACUGCAUUUCGAAAUGCCUGGGGUAGAGAAACAAGAAACUGCAAUUUUAAUGUCCCCACGACUUUAUUUGGAACACAGCGAAGCUCACUCAUUUACACACUGUGUACUUUUGUAUCACAGUGGGAACUGAGUAGCCUCCAGAGAAGCACAGAGCCUGCAAAGCCUGGGACAUUACUCUCCCAUCCUGCAUACAUAGGUUUGCGGCUUGUCUCCCUAUUGCUUUUAUCUUAUGGUCACAUGGCAAGGAGCCAAGGUUUGUGUGCCAUUUCAUAGCAUACAGGAGUGAAGACAAGGCUGAGACUCGGCAACACAGCUCCCACUGACGUUUCUAAGGGGCUCUGUGGGACAGUGUGUGGGACAAUUCUGAGCUGAUAAAGCUCUACCUCACUGGUUUCAUUCAUUCUCUGGUAGUGAAGUUGAAAGAUACAUCUAUUUAAUCCAGGUUACUUCUGAAAGAGUGUCUUUAUUAAUGUCACUUUGGAUCUCACCAUUUUCUGAAGAUCUUGGUAUAAAUUAGAAACCUCUUUCCAUCUAGAAGUUUGUUAAGAGACUACAGCUGAUGGAGUUUGGGAUCUCAAUGAUCCUACUAUAUAGGAUCAGAUCAUUAAAAUAUUUUACUCGGGAUUUAUCAUUUUUGACUAUGAUAUAGAUCUCCAGCAUUAAUUAUUAAGUCUAAAACUGGUACAUGUUAUAUGCUUUAUAAAAAUUUUACUUGGUCUAAUUUAUUGCAUAUACCAGCUUUCAUUGAAAAAUGACAGCUAAGAAGUUAAGACAAUCCUAAGCAGACUACCUAUGGCUGCCCAGGAAGAGGCACACAGCAGACUAAUGGCUUCUCCAAGCCUGCACAGCCCCUUCCUUUUGCUGCUGCAUUUAGUUUCUUCAGCACUUACAGUACAGGAAGGAUAGCAGCUGCUACAGUGGAGCUGUAAGGUUAGGAAACUGAGAACUGAAAGAUGCUUG